Messenger RNA from Ostertagia ostertagi, 618 nucleotides. Lineage: Eukaryota; Metazoa; Nematoda; Chromadorea; Rhabditida; Trichostrongylidae. The record is from the annotation of a GenBank genome assembly.
AUGGGUGGUAGUUUAGCGGGAAGAUGGUCAGCCCAAAGUGGAGGGCGUAUGGGUGCGAGAAGACGUCAGCUCGGAGAGCAUGCGAUGAAGGAUCCUGUCAUCGGGUUUCCAAUGCAAAACGAUCUGUUGGAGCCGCCUUUAUCACAAGGAGUUAUGCAGCAUGUCACCCUGCCACCACAACCGAUGUCCGGUCCCCUAUCACAAGCGCCUGCCCCAUCGGUUUCCGAGUCUGAGCAGCCGGAUCCAAAUCGAGCUAGAAAAGUAGCAGAAGUUUUCCUAACUGCUGGACAUGCAUUUCAAAAGCUGGGUGAUUUGGCAAUGCAACUUCAUAUGGGUCCAUCCUCUGUGCCAAGCGAAGAAAGAUGGAGCGAAAAUAAUGUCGACCAUUUACGUGAGGCACUCACUCGUUUCGCUCAUGAACUUGAUCAAAUCAGCAACAACGUUCAGGCACGAACAACGAAAAUGAUUAGUACUGACAUUAGGCGGAGGCAUAUGACCCCUCAGCGCCCCGUAGCUUCGGCUAUUUCGACUUUGAAAGCGUCAACCUGCCAGGCUUGGUCCUGUAAUUGUGCCGAAACGAUUGAACGUUACAAGGAGUACAGCAAGGUUAGUACAUGA